Symbiodinium sp. CCMP2456 is the source of this 2333-nucleotide messenger RNA. The record is from the annotation of a GenBank genome assembly. Lineage: Eukaryota; Dinophyceae; Suessiales; Symbiodiniaceae.
AUGACUAUGCCAAGUGAGAUUCCCGUUGUCGACGUUCGCGACGCAGAGAUCGAUUUCGAUGAUGCCGAGGAGCGGGCUCACGAGUUCCGCCUCGCCCUCAACGACCCAGAUCGCCUCGCUGACGCGUUGGCAGGGCUUACCAAGCCCGCGGCUUUCUCCAACAUUGCUAAGUUUGUGCGUGAGCCGAAGGAGACGGAUGAUCCGGACAAGCUUUUCUUACGGUGCAUUCCAAACCAUGAAUGGCUCGAUCUGCGAAAGCAGAAUCCAUACAGUCGAUGGACCAUGCUCUAUGAAUUGUGGCACGAAGAGCGUGGAGUUCGAGUCCAAGAUGAUCGCACCGCCACGGGUCCACUUGUUCAGGUCUCGAUGCUCUGGGGCCAAGGCCUCAGUCAGAUACUGCAGAGGGUCGAUGUGAUCCUCCGGAAGUGUUUGCAUCAUGAUCGUCGCCCGAAAGGGUUUGACAUUUUCAUCUCGUGGACGGGGAACGACGUCUACGGCAAGUGGGGCUACAAGAAUUUCACGUGGCACCACCAGUCACCCUGGGUGAAAGAAACGGCCGAGAUGGCCAAAAAGGCAUAUGAGUGGCCUAUCAAACAGCUCAAACAGGUCCAGGACGACGUGCAAAAGCUCAUCUCGCUCAAGGACAGACCGGGCGUCCACUCCGUAACGGUCAUCACUGGCCCGGAGAACGGCGACUUCUACAACCUCCCUGGGGAGUAUGACGCCGAGAUGACGCGCCACGCGAAAGUGUUGGCAGAUGCUGGUAUCAGACUAGUGGAUCCUUUCCCCUUGCUUGGGGCUACGGACCGACCUGACGGCUUCCACACUUCGCACACCCCUGAGAAUGCGAGCCGCACAGUGCAAUGGUAUAGGUCGCUGGUGUCGGGAACAGUCACCGACCGCAUGAUUUGCGACCUACGCCCUGAGUUUGUUGCCAACCGCCGAGAGGUGGUUUUCUAUGAGCACUACCAUCUCAACCGUCCUGAUGACCGCUUGACUGUUCCCCCCUCUCUCGAUCUGACGGUAAGGCUCGAGGAGCAUGGCGACCAGGAUGCCACCCAAGAAGAAGUUGAUCUGGCCAACGCUCUGGGCGUUUUCGCUCUUGAUCUUGGCAUUGAUCGCACCUCGGAAGAGGUUGCAGCCACUACUUCAAAGACUUUCAAGAGGGUGGAGGAGCUUACUCCAGAGGAGCUCCAAAAGAAUGUCGUAUAUUCCGUCCCCAGAGGCAGCGUCGGAAUCCAGAAUAUGAUGCGGGAGAUGUCCAUUGAAACCGGCGGCCAGCCGCCUAUUCUCCCCAAGGCACCACCUACUUCGAAGGCCUCGGUGAAGGGAAGCGGGCCAAAGGCGGCUCCACCACUUAUGAAGCUUGAAACGAAAGCACCGCCUGUGCCUCCGCAACAAAGUGCGGGAGCUUCAUCUUCAUCGUUUAUGCGCCCCACGGAAGUGGUUGGCAAGUCAUCAUCUCAGACUCCAACACAGCCGGUGCAAGCACCGCCGCCCAAGAAGAUGCCGGUCGCGAAGCCAGCUGCUGAAGCUUCGCCUCCCGGAAGGGACGGCUCGUACUGGUUGAAGGGAACCGACUUGCCUCCCCUUUCAGAGUACGUGAGGCCCAUGUCCGACAACAAGAAGGUCUCCGAAAUCCUUGAGACCAUCAAGACUCCCGUGGAUGGCAAGGCUCGAUAUGAAGUCUACAUCAACCGCAUUUCUGAUGAUGAAUUCGACAUCCUACGAGUUCGGGCACUACACGGGCAUGCUGCCCAGUUGUUGUCCGACCAGAUGGACAUCAAAGAUACACAUCAGGCGGUGCACACAUUUGUGCCAUGGGACGCCAGUCUAGCGACUCGGCCCAAAAUCACGUCCACGGCUAUGUUCUGCCAGGAGUACGAGAACUUCCCACACAAGCUUGGUUACCACGGCACGUUCCUGCGCAACUUCGCCAAUAUCGUCCAGUACGGUUUGUUGCCGGGUGGGAUGUCGCUACACGAAAGUGGAAGCAGAGCUUUUGUGAUGAUUGCUCCUCAGCCAGAGUGGCAGCGGCAGAACAACGCCGGACUUCGAGAGAAGGCCGAAAUCGAGUUCGUUAUCGAUCUGCAGAUGGCAGUGAGGGACGGGCUGCGACUCCUCGAGACCCGGUCGGGAGCUUUAGAGACACCGGAUUGGGUCUCCAACCGAUACCUUGUCUAUGCUUACCGACGUGGUUCCGCUGAGCCGAUAUGGGUCAACCCGGUAUAUCAAGCAUUGAGGGUCCGCAUCGACAAGGCACUCAAGGCUUUCCGGGAGAGAGGGGAGGUUGCAUACACGUAUGACCCGGUCCCCGAGGAUAUGUACGAUCG